AUGUCAAAAUACAAAGCGGAUCACCCCCGCGACCCCGCUUUCACACUGACCAUUGUGUCUCUCGCCGCCUUCUCCUAUGUUGAUCUGGCCGCCCUGAUAUGUUCCCAGCUGAAACACUUCUUACGGGCCCCGGGCCAGCUGGAACGCCUCGAGCUGCUUCGCUAUCAUCUGCCGUCAAUUAACCUGGGGGCGGGCGGGCUGACAAGCCUCCAGUGUCUCGUUCUGGGGGACUGCUACUACGACUCACUGCUUGAGGAGCUGGCGGGCCUUCCCCGCCUGCGCUCGCUCAUUAUAUUUCGCUGUGCUUUACCCGAAGUGUUCCGAGAGAUCACACCCGCCGUCAUCCCCGCCCUCGAGGUGGUCGUCGUCUCUGACUACGACGAACCCUGCAACACAUCUCCCUGUGUGUGCUACGACUACGAUGACCGAACAGGAACAGCAUGCACGAGAGUCCCUCGGCUGAUCUCGGAGCUGCAGGGUCUGGUGCGACGUGCCCCCGCCCGGCUACACGCCAUUUAUGGGUACGAAACGAUGUUCUUCAGGCACCCCGUGUCAGAGACGGCGGGCUGCCCGCUGUGCCGCGAGGCCUCGGUCGAGGCAGUUGCUGUCAUGCACGAGGAGUACAUGGGACAACGUACGCACAUUAAACUGGACGGUUCAGUUCAAUGUGUAAAGGUGUAACAAAGAAAGGUAUAACACCAACCCCAACCAAGCAAAGGCACUGUUCCCUCUCUUCGCUACCAGUGGAACCGAUUAUGGUCACUCGAACGGCAUUCAUUUGCAAUGCCGAAUAUGUAAAGCCCCUUUUUAUUAUUUCUUGUCGGGGUGCUGUGCCGCAGCCGUCUCACCCCGUUCCAGGGACGAAUCUGUUAGCCCUCCCACAAUGUCCCUUAGACUCUCCGCUGUUAUCCGUGUUCUGAGCGGAGAGGGUGCACAAAGGAAAGACGAAUAAAUUAUUGUGUAAAUAAA
Messenger RNA from Frankliniella occidentalis (western flower thrips), 969 nucleotides. RefSeq lists its product as uncharacterized. The coding region runs from base 1 to 681 and encodes 226 amino acids. The record is from RefSeq and is a predicted model, not a curated record. Lineage: Eukaryota; Metazoa; Arthropoda; Insecta; Thysanoptera; Thripidae. The transcript has 2 exons.